Molecule: messenger RNA, 183 nt
Organism: Penicillium vulpinum
Lineage: Eukaryota; Fungi; Ascomycota; Eurotiomycetes; Eurotiales; Aspergillaceae
Exons: 2
Coding region: 1-183 (60 amino acids)
Source: RefSeq, a predicted model, not a curated record
AUGGAGUCGAAGGUGGGGAUUCAGUGGAUGAGGAACUAUAUGCUUGAUCCAAGUCAUCACAUGGCUCAUCCGAACCGGUAUAAUAAUAGUAUCACUAACUCGAUCGUCCUCGGAUUAAUAGUGCCUCGGAUUAAGAGCGAGACGCUAACGCAUGUCAUUGGUGUUUGGGAUUCGCACGGCUGA